Messenger RNA from Verruconis gallopava, 1323 nucleotides. RefSeq lists its product as uncharacterized. NCBI's taxonomy places the organism in Eukaryota, Fungi, Ascomycota, Dothideomycetes, Venturiales, Sympoventuriaceae. The transcript is spliced from 3 exons. Gene Ontology annotation, molecular function: water channel activity. The record is from RefSeq and is a predicted model, not a curated record. Bases 1 to 1323 code for a protein of 440 amino acids. Gene Ontology annotation, biological process: transmembrane transport. Gene Ontology annotation, cellular component: plasma membrane.
AUGGCUACAAUUCCACAAGGGAAGGGAGAAGCAUCUGCGCAGAAUUCCAAUGAGAUUCACUCUCCACUGAGACAACCUGGAAGGCCUUUGCCAGAGCCGAGCCUAGGCAUGUCCUACGAGAACAACCAGCUUGGUCAAGAAUCUGCCGCACCUGAAUUGAAGCCAAGAUGGAGCGCUGAUGAUGCUAAAAGAGACGAAUACUGGAGAGGCUAUUAUGACCGGAAAAGAAGGGAGACCGAACGAGAGCGAGAGACUGCCUACUAUCCAGAUUAUCCUAGACCUAUGCAGAGAUAUCUCGAAUUUCCUGACGAAGGCGGGAGUACAAUGUAUAGGAGCACCUCAAGAGCAUCACGAGUACCGAUGUCUUAUCAGCCACGGCAACGAGUAACGAGGCCCAUGAGCGACAUGCCCAAGAAAAUACCAGUCGAACUUGAAGAUGACGACGAUUACGAUGAGGUGUACAUUGUCCGCGGCGAGAGAAAGCAUCCUCCUACAGGUGGGCCGCCACGAAGAAGAAGUCUAGAUUCGAGUGAAUAUCGACUGCCAUACACCAAGUGGAUGUCAAAAACACUGAAAGGGCAUUUCGUGGCUGCAAUCGGCGAGUUUGUGGGGACUAGUAUGUUUCUCUUCUUCGCAUUCGCUGGAACUCAGGUCGCGAAUGUUGGAAGCCAGACUGCACAGAACACGACCACAAACGCGCAGACUGGUUUCAGCCCCGAGGUGUUGUUGUACAUUGCUCUCUCUUUCGGUUUCUCGCUCAUGGUCAAUGUCUGGGUUUUCUUUCGCAUAUCCGGCGGACUUUUCAACCCCGCGGUCACACUGGCUAUGGCAAUGACAAGAGCAAUCAGCGCCUUCAGGGCUGUGCUUUUGGUUUCGAUGCAAAUAGCUGGCAGUAUAUUCGCAUCUGAGGUUGUGAAGGUCUUGUUUCCUACAGAUUUCAAAGUUCGGACCACUCUGUCGAGUGGCACAUCUCUGGUUCGAGGCGUUUUCAUCGAAGGGAUCCUCACCUUCGAACUCGUCUUCACUAUAUUUCUCCUGGCAAAGGAAAAACACAGAGCGACUUUCAUAGCACCAGUUGGCAUUGGUCUCGCUUUAUUUAUUGCAGAACUUGUUGGAGUUUACUACACAGGAGGUUCGUUAAACCCUGCCAGAUCAUUUGGACCAUGCGUUGUGACUGGUUCGUUCGAUAAAGAACAUUGGAUCUAUUGGGUGGGACCCGGAGCCGGCGCUAUUGCUGCCGUUAUCUUCUAUAAGUUCAUUAAAAUCCUCGAGUAUGAAAUUGCCAAUGUAAGUUUCAUAACGGAGUUUGGAUUCAUCAACUAA